AUGAGGCCCUCGCACCCCCUUUCCGAUCCUCCUCUCCUGCUGAGCAGCCCGGCCAGGGGCCACAAGUUCCACGAGUGCACGGACACGCACACAAAAGGGACCGGGCGUGUGCGCGACGAAGCUCUGUUCCGGCCUCAGAAGACAAGCCUUGGGCUGAGCAGUUACGACAGGGCUGAACAGAUGGGCCUGAAUGCAGCGACCGCGGCAUCCCUGGGAUUAGCAAAGUCCAGAAGGUGCCGGAAGUUGCAGGGACACCAACUUUGCUCGCUGCCCAGGCCCGGUAACACAAUCACCUGUUGGUCGCCUGGAGACGUUGGAGCCUCUGCAGCCCCUGCAGCCGCUGCAGCCCCUGGAGCCACUUCAGCCGCUGCAGCCACUGCAGCCCCUGCAGCCGCUGCAGCCCCUGCAGCCACUGCAGCCCCUGCAGCCGCUGCAGCCGCUGCAGCCCCUGCAGCCUCUGGAGCCGCUGCAGCCCCUGGAGCCGCUGCAGCCCCUGCAGCCCCUGCAGCCUCUGUGAGAAAUAAUCAGUGUCCUGAAGGCUGGAUUCGGUUGGAGAAUCGUUGUUUCUUCCUCAGUACGAUGGAAAUGAAUUUUACCAAAGCAGAGGCGACCUGCAACCAGUUUGGUGGGAAUUUGGCAUCCAUCCACAACCAAGUGGAGGCAUCAGUCAUUAGUGGGGUCAUCCUCAGUCAAGACAUUUCUUUACCGUGGAUUGGACUCCGAAAUGAGGAUGGUGUGCAUAGUGGUGAGUGGUCCAAUUUGUCUUGGACUGACCAAUCACAAGUUGACUUUCGUUUACGGCUGUCCAACGGUGGUGGAGAAUGUGGAACACAGAUUGUUAUCGACGCGGCAGCAGCAGCAGCAAAAGCAGCGGCAGCAGCAGCGGCAGCAGCAGUAGCAGCAGCAGCAGGAGAAGCAGCAGAAGCAGCAGUAGCAGUAGCACUAGCAGCAGCAGCAGCAGCAGUAGGAGCAUCAGUAGAGGUCUCCUUUUGGAGUUUCAGACCUUGCGACGUAAUCAGACCAUUUGUGUGUGCCAGAGACGUGUACCAGUGUGUAUCCAUCUGCAUGCAGGAGGUGGGGCUUUUGACUUUCCCGCAACAAGUACCUGUAAAUCCACUGUAAAAAACAACAACCAAAAAACAA
Molecule: messenger RNA, 1143 nt
Organism: Entelurus aequoreus (snake pipefish)
Lineage: Eukaryota; Metazoa; Chordata; Actinopteri; Syngnathiformes; Syngnathidae
Product: mucin-19-like
Exons: 8
Coding region: 1-1122 (373 amino acids)
Source: RefSeq, a predicted model, not a curated record